AACGGUUUCAUAAUUACAUAAUAUAACAAGUUGUAUUUUGUAUUUUUACGAACUGUUGCUAUAAAAAUAUAAAUACGAUUUCUACUGCCUUUAUGGUCGAUAUGCAUUUUGUUUUUUUACAAAUUGUUGCUACAAAAAUACAAAUAUAUAUGUUAUAAAAUAUAAUUUGAUAAAAGUGUUGUUGGUUUUUUGUAAUUUAUACUUAAAGUAAACUUAGAAUUAAAAAAAUAUUGUAAUUUGAAUCUCGAAAUCCAAGUGAGUAUAUAAGCCCCAAAAUAAAAUUUAAAAAAAAAAAAAAAGGGUGAAGCAAAAGCAACUCAUAGCAGACUCCAUCUCCGACCGACCCGCCGGCGACUGCCGUUAAUUCUCGCCGUCGUUGAAGAGACAUCAGAACUGCACUGAACCAGGUUUUCUAGAUUCUGUUGAAUUUCUCCACGUAUAGCUCGCUCUUUGGCAUUGCAAUUCAGUCAUCUUCUUCACCACUACGGACAGCCUCCCUCAGAACAACAUGGAUUCACCAAGCCAGAAUACUUCGUUGCAGCGACUGCAAAAUGUUGAGAAGAGGAUAGUCAGAGUUCUGGAGUUAGCAGGAGGUGUAAUGGAUGAAAUGGCAAAUCCAAGCGGCCCCAGGAAGGAGCUUAUUAACAACCAUUGCAGCGAGUUCAUGCAACUAAUCAAGGACAUCCAGGUAACACUACGCGAAGAAAUCAAAAGUGCAUGUGAAUAUCGUCCAUUUGAGAAGUGCGACUAUGUACCAAGAAUAUCAAACGAGAUCUGUUGCAAGAAACUAGAGUAUGUCAUUUCUCAACUUGAUGAUAUGAAGCGAACAAUCGAGGGGUAUCAUGCUGCAGCGUCAGACCAUAUGGUCCUCGAUUAGUAGGUAAGUUACUCAGUGUAGCGCUGCUUCCUGUUCACAUGACAACAAAAGUAUCUACAACGACUACUACGCCUCAAUCCCUAGCACGUUGGGGUCGACUACUUUGCCAUAAGCAAAGAUGAGUUGAAGUAACUGAAUUUUUAAAUGUCCUUGUAGUGUUGGAUUUGUACCUAUCAAGUACUUCAAUUCAGUUGUAGUCAUGGCAACUUUUGUGCCCACCUUGUUAAUUAGAGUUUAUUUUUUUA
Capsicum annuum is the source of this 1122-nucleotide messenger RNA. RefSeq names its product mediator of RNA polymerase II transcription subunit 11. The transcript is spliced from 4 exons. NCBI's taxonomy places the organism in Eukaryota, Viridiplantae, Streptophyta, Magnoliopsida, Solanales, Solanaceae. Bases 509 to 877 code for a protein of 122 amino acids. Gene Ontology annotation, biological process: regulation of transcription by RNA polymerase II. Gene Ontology annotation, molecular function: transcription coregulator activity. The record is from RefSeq and is a predicted model, not a curated record. Gene Ontology annotation, cellular component: mediator complex.